AUGCCCGCAGUGCCCCUCCUCCCACUGAAACUACUCACCCCACUCCGACCGGCACUCGUCCUCCACCACCACUCCCUGUUUUCCACUUGCUCUGCCCACCCCGUCUCUGCCACCCCCUCCCUCUCAGUCAAGAAGAGGAUGCCGCCCAAAAAGACUGUGGUCGAGAAAAAGGCGCUGCUUGGCAGGCCUUCCAACAACCUCAAGAUCGGCAUCGUCGGCAUGCCCAAUGUCGGCAAGAGUAGUCUGUUCAAUGUGAUUGCCAAGUGUGAUCUCGGUAAAAGCGCCAACUUCCCCUAUGCUACCAUCGACCCUGAGGAAGCCCGGGUGCCAGUACCCGAUGAGCGGUUCAACUGGCUAUGUAGUGUCUACAAGCCAACCAACAAGAUCCCUGCCUUCCUGACCUGCAUCGAUAUUGCCGGUCUCACUGCUGGUGCCUCGACCGGGGCUGGACUCGGGAACGCAUUCUUGUCCCACGUCCGUGCCGUCGAUGGUAUCUUCCAAGUCGUCCGUGCCUUUGACGAUGCCGAGGUCAUCCAUGUCGAGGGAGACGUUGACCCUAUUCGGGAUAUGGAGAUCAUCCACAACGAGCUCAAGCUCAAGGAUAUUGAAUGGGUCGAGAAGCACUACGAAACGAUCAAGAAGAGCUUCCGUGGUACUGGCACUGCCAACCUGGCCGACAAGGCCAAGAAGGAGGAGAUCGAUAUCACCGGCAAGGUCCUGGCAUGGUUGAAGGAUGAGGGUCGCGAUGUACGAAAGGGAGACUGGAAUAACAAAGAGAUCGAUGUGAUCAACACUCUUCAGCUCUUGACUGCCAAACCGGUCACCUAUCUGAUCAACCUGUCGGAGACGGAUUACAUCCGGAAGAAGAACAAAUGGCUCCCGAAAAUCAAAGCAUGGAUCGACGCCAACAACCCCGGUGAUCUCCUUAUCCCAUUCUCGGUGGCGCUUGAAGAACGACUGCUCCAGCUGGGCGAGGAUGAUGAGGUGCCUGCUCGCAAGGAGGAGCUGGCGAAGAUCGGAACGAGCUCGGCCCUGGGUAAGAUUACUACCGCGGGCUAUGCUAGUUUGCAUCUCAUCCGAUACUUCACCACCGGGCCCACCGAAGUUCGAGCUUGGACUAUCCGCAAGGGCACCAAAGCUCCUCAAGCUGCCGGAGUGAUCCACUCCGACUUCGAGAACAAAUUCGUCUGCGGUGAAAUCAUGACUUAUGACGAUCUGAAAGAACACGGCUCUGAAGUCGCCGUCAAAGCGGCGGGCAAAUACCGACAACAGGGCAAGCCCUACGAGAUGCAAGACGGCGACAUUGCCUUCUGGAAACAUGGCUGA
Puccinia triticina is the source of this 1326-nucleotide messenger RNA. RefSeq lists its product as uncharacterized. NCBI's taxonomy places the organism in Eukaryota, Fungi, Basidiomycota, Pucciniomycetes, Pucciniales, Pucciniaceae. Bases 1 to 1326 code for a protein of 441 amino acids. The transcript has 5 exons. Gene Ontology annotation, molecular function: ATP binding; GTP binding; ATP hydrolysis activity. Gene Ontology annotation, cellular component: cytoplasm. The record is from RefSeq and is a predicted model, not a curated record.